UUGCCAACUCUAGAACAUUUUCAGACAGUAAAUAACUUUUGGAAAAUCGCUUACUGCAACAAAAGAUAUGUCUUCGUCCAAGCUAGAAAUAGAGAAAACGGCUGGCGAGAGCCACCAGAAACAGCCGGGUGCAGUUAACGCGGAGAUUGCGGGUGGCAAGGAACCAGAAACGGCCUCAGAUGAGGGCGGCCCAAAAAAUGAUCAAGAUUUUGCCGCGGCCGAGCAGUACAAAAAUCAGGGAAAUGAUUUGCUCAAAACCAAGGAAUUUACAAAAGCCAUCGACAUGUAUACCAAAGCCAUAGACCUGUAUCCCAACAGCGCGAUAUAUUAUGCCAACCGAUCGUUAGCACAUCUGCGCCAGGAGAGCUUUGGCUAUGCCCUGCAGGACGGUGUGUCGGCGGUGAAGGCAGAUCCCGGCUACUUGAAGGGCUACUACCGCCGUGCAGCGGCCCACAUGUCGCUGGGAAAGUUCAAGCAGGCGCUGUGCGACUUUGAAUUUGUAGCCAAGUGCAGGCCCAAUGAUAAGGAUGCCAAGCUCAAAUUCACCGAGUGCACGAAAAUUGUGAAAAUGCGUGCCUUCGAGCGAGCCAUUGCAGUGGACAAGCCUGAGAAAACGCUCGCAGAGAUGUACAGGGACAUGGAAAACAUAAAUAUUGAGGAUGACUACAAUGGACCACAGCUGGAGGAUGGAAAGGUAACGCUGCAGUUUAUGAAGGAUCUGAUGGAGCAUUACAAGGGACAAAAGCGAUUGCAUCGCAAAUUUGCCUACAAAAUACUCUGCGAAAUUGAUACAUACAUGCGUGCCCAGCCCUCUCUGGUGGACAUCACUGUGCAGGAUGAGGAGAAGUUUACGAUUUGCGGUGACAUUCACGGCCAGUUCUAUGAUCUGAUGAACAUCUUCGAAAUAAAUGGACUGCCAUCCGAGAAGAAUCCCUAUUUGUUCAAUGGAGACUUUGUGGACAGAGGCUCCUUCUCCGUGGAAUGCAUAUUCACGUUGUUUGGCUUCAAGCUGCUGUAUCCCAAUCACUUCUUCUUGUCCCGCGGUAACCAUGAGAGUAUCAACAUGAACCAAAUGUACGGAUUCACUGGCGAGGUAACAGCUAAAUACACCAGCACCAUGGCGGACAUAUUCACGCAAGUGUUCAACUGGCUGCCACUGUGCCACUGCAUCAAUCAGAAGAUACUGGUAAUGCACGGCGGUCUGUUUUCCUCGGAUAAUGUCACACUGGACAACAUCAGGAGAAUCGAACGGAACUGUCAGCCACCCGAGGAGGGACUCAUGUGCGAACUGCUGUGGUCCGAUCCGCAGCAAUGGAUGGGCCGUGGGCCGUCCAAGCGCGGUGUUGGCAUACAGUUUGGACCGGACAUAACUGAAUCAUUCUGUAAGCUCAAUAACUUGGACUACAUUAUACGCAGCCACGAAGUCAAGGAUAUGGGCUACGAGGUGGCCCACAACGGACAAUGCAUCACUGUCUUCUCUGCCCCGAACUAUUGUGAUACUAUGGGCAAUAUGGGCGCAUUUAUUACCAUUACGGGUAACGACUUGAAACCAAAUUACAAAUCAUUCGAGGCUGUGCCACAUCCCGAUGUCAAGCCGAUGGCAUAUGCCAACAGCCUAAUGAACUGGUUGGCGUAGUCAUAGAAGUCAAAUCAGUUUCCAAUUAACUUCAAUAGCUAAACACAUACAAACCCACAACAAACAAACAGCUUGAGAACCCACACAACCGCAGAGCAGUCAACGAACAAAGAAAAUUCAGAUAGAUAGUGGAUGCAAAGAGGAUUCUGGAUAUGCUCAAUAGACUUUUAUGCACACACACACACCACACUACACACUGUGACUAGCUGCUUCACUACUUAAGGUGCGACGAGUAUUGCGAGUCAAUGAGGGAAGAAAAGGAUCACAAAUACAGAAACAAAAAGAACAGCAAUCAUUUUAUAAAAUUCAGCUAUAUUUGAUACAGAUACAGAUGCAGAUACAGAUCGAGGAUGUUAUAGUGUUUAGUGGCUUUAGAAGUCGGAUGCUAAGUUUUAUCGGUGCCAAGCAUCUGCGGUUGCACAUACGAGUGUAAGUUGAGAAGGAAAUUAAAUGAAUGGAAAUGUAAUGUUUGUUCAUGCAUAGCAUUUAGUCAUUGGCCACCAAAAUCCCAGUACAGUAUAUACAUAUACAUAUGCAUACACAUACAUAAAUAUACACACACACACACACAUACUAUAUAUGAAAUUCGAUUUCAAUUCAAUUCGGUUUGUCGCUACUCCUUCUCCUCCCUCCUUCAGCAACUGUGUAUAAAUUAUUUUUGUCUUUUUUUAUCCUUCCUUGCCUUGUUUUUAUUAUAAAAAGUCACUUUAAUAAAACAUAUUCAAGCUAGUGAGAAACCUCCAAUUAAAAUCUUUUUCGAUAUUUUCCUCCUCCUUGCGCUUGUGAUGAGGAUCAAUCAAUAAUCCAAGAAUAUUCUUACCAUAACUAAAUGUGUAUCAACAAAUAUGUAUCCGAAAAAACAAUGCAUUAAAAGACACUUAGCAUUAAA
Messenger RNA from Drosophila subobscura, 2525 nucleotides. It is a transcript of the gene PpD3, whose product is annotated as serine/threonine-protein phosphatase 5. Gene Ontology annotation, molecular function: protein binding; protein serine/threonine phosphatase activity. NCBI's taxonomy places the organism in Eukaryota, Metazoa, Arthropoda, Insecta, Diptera, Drosophilidae. The transcript is spliced from 8 exons. Bases 68 to 1636 code for a protein of 522 amino acids. Gene Ontology annotation, cellular component: cytosol; nucleus. The record is from RefSeq and is a predicted model, not a curated record.